GUGACAAAAUUCGGCUCAGACGUCCUCUCCCGUGUUCGAGACGACAACGGAAACACUGCGCUACACAUGACAUGCAGAAAUGGACACAUAGACGUGCUGGAUUAUCUUCUUCCUCUUGUCACCCCUUCCGCCCUGUCUGCACACAAUAGCGCCGGCCCGACUGCCCUUCACCAAGCAGCGCUGAACCAGCAUCUCGAAGUAGCGCAGAAGUUGGUUCACUUUACUGGGGCUGAUCUAAUUGAUAUAAAAAAUACCGCCGGACGAUCACCCUUGAGUGAAGCUGAAAUGAUCGGAUGGGAUGAGGGCGCAAGGUGGCUUAUUCCCUUUCGGGAAGGCUGA
This is a messenger RNA of Suillus plorans, 339 nucleotides long. RefSeq names its product ankyrin repeat-containing domain protein. The record is from RefSeq and is a predicted model, not a curated record. The annotation marks the transcript as partial. Gene Ontology annotation, molecular function: protein binding. The transcript is spliced from 2 exons. Lineage: Eukaryota; Fungi; Basidiomycota; Agaricomycetes; Boletales; Suillaceae.